UCUGUAUGUUGAUUAUCAGUUGGUAUCUGUGUUGUACGGAAAGGAUAUGGCGGAUAAGCAGUUGGACGUUAAACCGGCUGAGAAAAGAGCUGUUGAAGCAUAUUCAAAAAGGAGAGUAGCAUUGCGUGAGGAAUAUAUUAAGCAGAUAACAAAUCCUCAUAGGCAUGGAACAGGAGAAGGUGGAAUAUUAUUUGACUCGGGGAUACAGAGAUUCAUGUCCAUGAGGGCAACGGAAUAUGACCACUUCAAAGCAACUCCCAAAACUUCAUUGUAUGGUUUAGGCUUCGUUGUGAUUCCCAUCAUUGCAUAUGGCUACAUGUUGAAGAGUUCUAGGGAUGCUCAAGAGCACAAGUACCGAACUGGUCAAGUUGCCUACAAGGACAGACGUUUCAAAUUUGUUUAAAUUUUCUUUCAGAUUGUAGAGAGAUACUUAUGUAAGGCUAUGUUUUGUUGCACCAUAAUAGUGAAAGUAUUAUCCAAAUAAAUACAUUUCUUCUGUAUGA
Zootermopsis nevadensis is the source of this 503-nucleotide messenger RNA. RefSeq names its product NADH dehydrogenase (ubiquinone) B15 subunit (gene ND-B15). Lineage: Eukaryota; Metazoa; Arthropoda; Insecta; Blattodea; Termopsidae. The record is from RefSeq and is a predicted model, not a curated record. Gene Ontology annotation, cellular component: mitochondrion; respiratory chain complex I.